UGCCCCAUCCAGAGGAUCAGGCGCCUCCGCCGCUUCUCAAUGAAGUCGUCCUCGAAGCGGCCGGUGGCCUGUUUCUCAGGCAGGUGAGGCACCGAGAUGACGGAGAACUUGUGCAGGAGCCGGUUGUGCAGCCAGUCGAAAUGCUUGUAGCGCCGGUACACCGGGUAGUUGGUCAGGCUGGGGGUCAGUUUGUACGAGAUGUAACUCUUGAUGCCCCUGAACUUGGUCUGUUUGGUGGGCUCCUCGAUGGUGCAGGCGAACGGCCGCGGGUUCUCGCUCCACUGCGGUCCGUCCGCACUCAUCUCCACGCAGUAGGUCUCGGCUGGCCUCCGGACGGACGGCACCUCGCCCAGGAUGAACGCCUCCCCGCCCGAGCGCACGAAACUGGAGAAGCGGUUGAAGUUCUUGCCCACGGCGCCGCGCCGGCUCGCCACGCUGUCCUGGCGCUCGACACCCGGCUUCUGCCGCAGGCUCACCGUGCCGGCGUAGGGCAUCGCCGGGUGCCCGUGCCCGUUCGGGGCUGCGCUCACCCCGGGCUCGUCCGCCACCGUCGACGCGUCGUCCCAAUCGUCCCAGUCGUCAUCGUCGUCCUCCUCGUAGCCAGGGCCAGGGGGGCAGGUCCCGGCACCGGGCACCGCCACAAUCUCCACGUAAGAAGCGGGGAAGAGCCCCCGCUGCCCGCGGCUGUUGCUGCCCUCCAGCCAGCCGUCCAGGGAGUCCGUGCUGAACACCAGCAGCUCCUCGUUCUCCUGGAUACUGAUCUCCUCGGGGUUCUCGCCCUGGAAGUUGUACAGAGCCUUAGCUCUGACGCACGCCAUUGCCCAGGGCGCCGGGAGGUCUCGGGGCUCUCGUCCAGUCCGCCCCUACAGCAUGUCCCUCACUACCCACCUCCGACCUGUUCCUGGUGUCCUGUGCCCGGCUGUGACUCAGCUCCCGGUCUCCUAUCCCUGCGACUUUUCCGCUCCCGGAGGAGAUCUUCCUGCUCCCGGUGUUAUGCCACCGACCCUAUCCCGGUGCACAAAAUGGCGGCGGAGCAGCGGCCGCCGGAGCUGGAACCGGAGCCGGCGGGCGAGGCAGAAAGCGGUGGGCUAGAAGGCGAGGAUUUCUUCAUCGGCAGCAUUAGUCCUUUGCCCAUGGAUUCCACAAAGACUCUCAGCAGCAACUCCAAGACAAAUGGCAUACAAUCUGAUGAUGAAGAGCAAGAUAUUUUUGCAGAAGCCACAGUGGAGUUGUCUCUGGACAGUCCUCCAAAUGACAAGAGUCAGACCAAACCAUUCACUGCAGAGUCAUCGGUAAAGUUUCCACCCAGCACAUCAAAGAGCAAAGUCAGUCAAGAGCAGCUAGUUGAAGAAGAAGGGGAGGAAGAUGAGGAUGAGUUUGAUGUGACUGUUACAGUUACUGAGCCGGAGAAAGUGGGUGAUGGCAUGGCCGCCUACAUGGCUUACAAAGUGUCCACGCUGACCAGUUUAACAAUGUUCAAGAGGAAAGAUUUCAGUGUUAAGCGAAGAUUUAGUGACUUUCUAGGAUUAUACGAUCGACUGUCAGAAAAACACUCUCAAAAUGGCUUCAUUGUGCCUCCACCUCCUGAAAAAAGCUUAAUAGGUAUGACCAAAGUAAAAGUUGGGAAAGAAGAUUCCUCCUCAGCUGAGUUCCUAGAGCGGAGGAGAGCAGCAUUAGAACGGUAUUUACAGCGGAUCAUUAAACAUCCCACACUAUUACAGGAUCCUGAUGUGAGGGAAUUCUUGGAAAAAGAUGAGUUACCGCGUGCAGUAAACACUCAGGCUCUGAGUGGUGCUGGUCUCCUUCGGAUGGUCAACAAAGCUGCUGAUGCUGUCAGUAAGAUGACUAUAAAGAUGAACGAGUCUGACAUCUGGUUUGAAGAGAAGUUUCAGGAGAUUGAGAAUGAAGACCAGCAGUUACGCAAACUCCAUGCCAUCGUUGAAACCCUUGUCAAUCACAGGAAAGAGCUGGCGGUGAACACAGGCACCUUCGCAAAGAGCGCUGCCAUGUUGGGGAGCUCGGAGGACCACACAGCAUUAUCACGGGCUCUGUCGCAGCUGGCAGAAGUUCAGGAGAAGAUUGAGCAACUUCAACAGGAGCAAGCCAAUAAUGACUUCUUCCUGCUGGCUGAGCUGUUCAGUGACUACAUCCGGCUGAUCUCCGCAGUAAAGGGAGUGUUUGACCAGCGGAUGAAGACAUGGCAACGCUGGCAGGAUGCACAGACUACGCUGCAGAAAAAACGAGAGAAUGAAGCACGACUCAUCUGGGCCAACAAACCUGAGAAACUGCAGCAAGCCAAGGAUGAGAUAACAGAGUGGGAACCCAAAGUCCUGCAAUGUGAAAGAGAUUUUGAGCGGAUCUCGGUCACUAUUCGAAAAGAAGUUGCUCGGUUUGAGAUUGAGAGAAUCAAAGACUUUAAAAGUCGAAUUAUUACGUAUUUAGAAACUCUUCAGAAUUCUCAGCAACAGCUUAUUAAAUACUGGGAAGCCUUUCUACCAGAAGCGAAAGCAAUCGCAUAAUGGGAGCUGAGCUGAAUGGACACUUGCUGCAUUUUAUACUUUACCUCCAGCCUAUAAAUGAAACUGCAAUCUCGUCUGUGAAAGGGACAGUCUCUUCAAUGUCGCAGCUCUUCCUUGCUCUUCAUACAAACCUCGUGCUAUCUGUAGUUUACAUAUUUCCUUUAGUGUUGGGAGCAUCAAGUUGGUGCCCAUAAAAUGUGAGUUUGAGAGGGAGACAGGAAGAUGGGUGAAUGGGGCAGUGUCAGUAUUCACCACACUUGGCUCUCCUGAUGACAAACUCCCACAUGCUCUCUGCCCUGACACAGCUAGAACUUGGAGUUGCUCUUGAAAUGAAAUACAGGGCUGUGAGAGAGCCGAGAGAUGUUGUAGGGCACAUGACUGAUUGUCAUGUGGUCAGGGCAGGGUCUUCCUCCCAGCUCUCUCACAUAACAUCGUGCUGUAGCUUUCAAAGUUGGUCUCAGUCCAAGGCCAGCUAAGCUCACAAGUAGGGGGAACUGUUUAACAAAUGCUUCUCAUUCCUGAAGCUACGCAUUGGACUGGUGCACUUCUUGUGCAGCAAUGUGAAUGUGAGGAGUCCUGUGAUGUGGAUAUAGAGUUGUACAAGAGCUUUCCACUUGGACUGAGCAUGUGCUUUGAUAGUCCAACCCCUUCAUGAGAACACAGCUGGUUUGUGUUGGCAAGGCUUCCAGCAUUCCCUUGCAAACAGAUCGAGUUUAUGAAUGCCAAAACACAUAGGUUGCCAUAACUGCAGUGGGUAGUUUAAAAUGGGUCUCACCACCUUCUCGAGAGCCAGUUUAACCUCCUGUUAGCAUUCUGCCCGCAGUGAGUGAGAUUAUUUUGCUUUGCACCUUGUUUGUGGAAACUCUACAACACUUGUGUUUGCCAUGGAAAAUUUGAUGUUGAAGAUUGAGCUUGCUUUCUUUGCAAGUUACCAGAGUUGAUAUUUUUACUGUGAGAUGGAGUAAUAUUACAAUAACCUCUGGGGGAGCUCACACUGAUCCUGUUGAAGCGUCACACCCAAGCCCUUGUCUUCUCCUGCCUACCCCACUGCCAUGUUGUCGUUAAGUUUCUGGGUAAUGUCUGUGUGUGUGUGCCUGUCUGGCAGUGCACCCUGCCUUGACUAACAAGACAAGUGACCUUGUGUUCUUGAACUGACAGCAAGGACAGAUAAAGAGGCAGCAAGAACUGUUUUCUACACUGUUUACAUUUCUGUUCUCAUGGUCUUAUUCACCCUCACAGGGUACCUAGUCUCGUAUUCAGUUUAUAGGUACUGGUUACUCAAGUGCACAGACAUAAUCUUUGCACAUUAUGCACUAGAAUCUUCUUGACUUUUGAUUAAUGUAAUUCCAGAGGAUCUGAGAUCUUCCCUUAUCACCAAGUUCUCAAUUCUCAGUUCCUUGUCUGUUUUUGUGACUCUUACUUUCACAAUAAAUUGAUAAAAAAAAA
Messenger RNA from Hypanus sabinus (Atlantic stingray), 3965 nucleotides. RefSeq names its product sorting nexin-1-like. NCBI's taxonomy places the organism in Eukaryota, Metazoa, Chordata, Chondrichthyes, Myliobatiformes, Dasyatidae. Gene Ontology annotation, biological process: intracellular protein transport; early endosome to Golgi transport. Gene Ontology annotation, molecular function: phosphatidylinositol binding. Gene Ontology annotation, cellular component: endosome membrane; endosome. The transcript has 16 exons. Bases 141 to 2519 code for a protein of 792 amino acids. The record is from RefSeq and is a predicted model, not a curated record.